Messenger RNA from Doryrhamphus excisus (bluestripe pipefish), 5387 nucleotides. RefSeq names its product RNA binding fox-1 homolog 1 (gene rbfox1). Gene Ontology annotation, cellular component: cytoplasm; nucleus. Gene Ontology annotation, molecular function: mRNA binding. The record is from RefSeq and is a predicted model, not a curated record. Gene Ontology annotation, biological process: regulation of alternative mRNA splicing, via spliceosome; nervous system development. NCBI's taxonomy places the organism in Eukaryota, Metazoa, Chordata, Actinopteri, Syngnathiformes, Syngnathidae.
UGUCACAAAUGGUGAAUUGCAAAGAUGCAGGGAUCCGCUAUUUAUAAUAACAAUAUCAAUAUCCCUUUGCUCCCUAAAAAAAACCCUUGAUUGCUUUCGCAUAGAAACACAAUACAGUGGAACCUGACUCACAUCAGCAGUGGCAAAUAGCCAAUGCUUGUCCUUUCACUUGUGACAUUUUUCAGAGACCAAAAGUGAAUGAGCGUUAAUAAAGAAUUUUUGAGGCUCCACCAGUUUGUUGACAUGAUUUUCCUCCAUUAGUCCAGCCAUCUAUCCAUCCGUCACCAGGGCAGUAGCCAAAGCAGAGAAGCCCAGACUUCACUCUCCGGCAGAUCCCGAGGCCCAGGCCAGUUGAGCGACAUAGCCUCUCCAACGUGCCCUGGGUCUUCCCUGAGGCCUCCCACCAGUUGGACAUGCCCUGAACACCUCCCCGGGGAGGCUUCCGGGAGGCAUCCUGACCAGAUGCCCAAGCCACCUCAUCUGGCUCCUCUCCAUGUGGAGGAGCAGCGGUUCUACUCCAAUUGGUUCCCAGAUGACACUGCUUCUCACUUUACUCUAAGGGGGAGCCCAGCCACACUAUGAAGAAAACUUGGCCUCUUGUACCUUCAAUCUUGUCCUGUCAGUCAGCUCAUGGCCAUAGGUGAGGAUAGGGACGUAGAUCAACCGGUAAAUUGAGAGCUUUACUUGAUCUCAAAUUCCAUCCAAGAUGAGUUUUUGACAUCAACAGGUUCGACGUAAACUGGUCCUUUACUGGUUUAACGUACUUAAGUAUAACGUGACAUUUCAAAAGAAACCCCAACAUUAACGAUAUAUAGUUGUUCAUGUCUAAAAAAGUGAUUCUGGUGGAAUUGCACAUUUUUGGGUGGCAUUUUAUUGUAGCCAGCCAAAGGCUCACCUGUGUAAUACUCUUGCUACCUAAUCGACAUCUGGUGGAUGGAUUAUCUGCUCACUAUCAUAUUUAGACAGAUUGGAAAGAUGAUAUGUAUGAAAGAUAGAAGCAAAAACAAAAGUGAUUUUAAUUAGUAAUUCAAUUAGUAAUUUAGCCAGAAGCCCGUUCAAAUUUAGAUUUCUCAUUCUCCGUUUAUUUUUUUUUAAUUUUUUUAGCAGUAUGAAUGACUUCAAAAGUUUUGCCAGCAAAUGAGUGGGAGAGAGAAAGUGAGGCCCGUAUUGGGGCUGCAGUGCCUAUCCUUGAUCGCCUCUCGUAACACGCCAAAGAACUUCAAUUCAUCAAGAGAAUGAGAGAAAAAUCAGCAUUUAUUUUUUUUGCAGUCAACACCAAAUGCACACAGCUGAACACUCUGACACAUACACUGCAUUCAUAUACACAGCACCACUCUAUGAACACACACACACACACACACACACACAUAUAUAUAUAUAAAUAUACGCACACAAUUUUCUGCCUCCCUCACACUCCAGUGAUCACAGUCGCAUUGACUGCUGGCUUGCACACAUACACACAAACACAUAUAUGCGCACACACUGAGUCAGACUCACACUGAGCAUCUCUCACACACACACACACUCUGUCACAUACACUGCAGCACAGUGGUCUCUCUCUCUCUCUCUCUCUCUCUCUCUCUCUCCCUCUCUUUUCCUCUCUCUGUCAGCUCUCACCCCGCCUUCUGGUGAGCAGAAAACACUUGGUAAUCCACUGUAUGGGACUGGCUGCUGCUUCUCUUGAAGCACCAUCUUUCAGCUGACUCCUUAUAAGUCUCUAUAGCAUUGAUUUUGUUUUUCUCCCUUCUUUGCUCACUCCUUGCGCUCAUUCCAGUCACCGCUCAGACCGGCGUUGUGUGUUGUUGGGGUUGAGGGGUUGUGUUGUGUUCAGCUUGAGGAAGGAACAUGCAGCAUCCCGGAGGAACAUGUGUGGCGCUACCCAACGUGGAUGCCUGCCCUCAGUUAUCCUGCGCUGCUCUCACCUUUAUGUAUUUACAGCAGGGUAACCAGGACACACCAACACUCCCGGAUCCAUCCAUGGCCCAGACGUACCCGUCAGCCCAGUUUGCUCCCCUUCCCCAAAAUGGCAUUCCCACUGAGUUCACAACGUCGCACCCUCACCCACAUCCGCAUUCACAUCAGCACCCAGCACCUCAAGACUACUCGGGUGUCCAGGCCUCUAUCGGCGACCAUCCACUCAACAUGUACCAGUCCUCGCAGAGCCACAGUGACCAGAAUGGAUCAGACACUGGCAGUCAGCCAGUCACUGGCACAGCCACAACAGAUGAUGCCUCCCAGACAGACAGUCAUCCAGCAACACAGACCGUACCUGAAAACACAGACAGCAAAGCCCAACCCAAAAGACUUCAUGUGUCCAACAUCCCCUUCAGAUUCAGAGAUCCAGACCUCAGGCAAAUGUUUGGCCAAUUUGGCAAAGUCUUAGAUGUGGAAAUCAUCUUCAACGAGCGUGGCUCUAAGGGGUUUGGAUUCGUAACAUUCGAGCAUAGUAUGGAUGCUGACAGAGCCAGAGAGAAAUUACAUGGCACUGUGGUCGAAGGCCGAAAAAUAGAGGUCAACAAUGCAACAGCCCGAGUAAUGACAAAUAAGAAGGCUGUCAACCCAUAUGCAAAUGGCUGGAAGUUAAAUCCAGUGGUCAGUGCUGUCUAUAGCCCAGAAUUCUAUGCAGUACCAGGUUUUCCCUACCCAGCAACCAGUGCAGCAGCAGCAUACAGAGGGACCCACCUACGAGGUCGAGGACGAACAGUCUACAACACAUUCAGGGCGGCCGCUCCGCCUCCUCAUAUUCCAUCUUAUGGAGGUGUUGUUUACCAGGAUGGAUUUUAUGGUGCAGAUAUGUAUGGUGGUUACGCUGCCUACCGAUUUGCCCAGCCUACUGCUGCCACAGCAUCUGCAUACAGUGACAGUUAUGGACGAGUAUAUGCUGCCGAUCCCUACAACCACACACUCACUCCAGCAGCCGCAUACAGCAUUGGUGCCAUGGAGUUAACGAGUGACGCUGGGAACAUCGAAUGGAGGAAGGAUUGCAAGGUUUAUAGUGUGCCAAAAAAUCCACAAUCACCAAAAGGCUGGAGUACUGCAGCUCAGGAAUACAUUCGCCCCGCUGUCAGAUGCCAAAACUCGGAGCCAUGUGGACGAUGUGGGGCUUGUGCUGUCCUCUCUCCAGGCUAGUAUAUACCGAGGAGGCUACAGCCGCUUUGCUCCCUAUUAACAGCACGUCCAAUCAAAACUCAACCUUGCAAACACACAGGAAGAACGUGUGUGUGUGAGAACAUGUGUGCGUGUGUGUGUGAGAGAGCGAAUGAGAUAUGCAAGUGCAAGUUGAAAAGAGAGACAUUGCUGAGGCCUGGGUAUUGCAAUACAUGCAAUUUAAGCAUCAUUUGAGCAUCUCCUAAGCGAGAAAAAUAUAUAAAACUAAAAUGACAGCUGAUAUUUUUCAUCUUAUACCUCAGAUAUUUUGUGCUGUGUAUUUUGAUAUUGUGGGUUUUUAAUUUAUCAAGAUUUAAAAGACAUAUUGUAGUUCAUCAGCUGUAGAGGUUUUGUCCAUGGUACUAAUAGAAAAACUUAGAGUAAAAUUAGACCACAGAGGAAAUAUUUAUCAGAUUGUUGUACACCAAUCUUGUGGGAUAAAAUGUAACAUAUUUUCUUUAUUUAAAGGCAUGUAAUUCCAUGUUUUUUAUUUAUUUGGGGAAAGACAAGUGGGGGUAAAUGAUGCCUUUUUGUGGACAACAGUGUUAAGUUGUGUGUUAAAGAGUGUUUUUCUUUUAAUUAUCCUGCAUUGUCAUGCAGUUUGGGAGUCAAGAAAUGUUGGAGAACGUUGUCAUAGUUACGUUUUAAUGCGCAGGAUCGGCUAAGUCAAAGCAGUAAGAGAUUGUUAAGUCAUUAUUUCUAGAUCAUGAUUUGAUCUAUAUGACCUAUAUGAACUAUAUUCCAGUGGAAGAAGUAUUUUAUUUGUGUAUUGUUUUAUUUAGUCUAGUUUCUGUUUAAUACGUUGAUUUUCCAGACAUAAGUCAAUGCUUUGGGGAAUUUAGUCAUGAGCUCAAGUUUAGAUGCAAACCCUGCUCGUGUUGAUCUCCGUAGGUGAUAGGAAAGCGUGAAUAGUUUAGUCGGUAAGUAAACGAUGUGAGUCAGCACGUUAUUCAGACUGUAGCUUUAUUGACUCAAUAAUGUGGUUCUCUCUUACAUCACGUCAAGCCAAAGGAUCCAGUGGAUAGCAACAUAUCUGGUGUGUUUAUGUGUUUAGUCGAGAUUCUACAUAAAAUAGAGAGGAAGAGGACUGUCAUAGAAACCUGUUUAUGAGUUAGUUGAUUAGUCUGUGAGCUCCAAUAUGAAACUGAAAGAAGAAUCCGUCAGACACGUGGUGCAGUUUGUGGCACUAAUGCUUUUUUGUUCUGAGUAGCAAUGGUCAUUGACAUUUUUAUAGGAACUUCCAAUAUAUUCAUUGGGACAUUGAUGAUUUUUAUAUUGCUGGAGAGAUUUAAAAUAUAUAUUGCAGUGGUUGAAUGCCACUUUGUACUUUUUUUGUGUCCAUGUUUUGGGGUUUUGUUUGCCUUUUUCUUUAAUAUUUAAAAUGAACGGGGGAUCAAACAAAAUAAUCCAACAAUGUAAUAUAUUUGAAUUGUGCAGUGAAAAUGUUCUCUUAUAUGAAACACAUAAUGGUAUAAUGUUUUAGAUUUAGGCACAUAGAUCAGUUGUUAGGGCAAGCUAUAUUCUUUGCAAAGUCAUGUUCUGAUUUUCUUUCCAAAUAAUCACAUUGUAGUUACGCAGUAUACUGUAUAUGCUCAUAAUUGACUUUGUCAAAUGUACUAUUUUGCACAACUUGUAAUUUUUACAUAAAUCUGAGACAUAUCAGUGCAGUAGUUGUACAUUUUCCCUGUCUUUUUUUUCUCAUGUUAUUGUUAGUGACACCUUACUUUUCAAGGCUCUCAACCUUUACUCUUUGAAAAGUAACUGUUUGAAUAUUACACAAUUAUAUACAUAAGAGAAGUGAAUCAAUUGUGAAGAGAUAAUGUAAAUACAAGUUAAUGGACUCAAUCUGUAGUGUAUUUGAACCACGCUACUUGGGGAACGGGAGUUUGGCUAUAGCUACGGUGCCACUCCCUGCACCGCAUUCUGUUUACAGAUGAUCCAAAUUAUUAUUUUGUAUCUAUCAUAAACAACAUAGGGAAAACCCUCAGAUGCACCUCAUAAAAGGCAGCCGUAAAGGUACUUGGCCAGUUUGUGUGCUCUGAGUGAGGAUGUAUGCUCCGAAACAGGACAGCUGAAGGUCUGCACUAUGCUGAAUGUCUGACUCUGCAACUACUUUAUCCAAGUGCUGCUUCCAGUAGGUGUUGUGGUUCAAAACAAGGCUUCCUGCACCGUCAUUGUAUGUGCAUGUAUUAUGGUUCUUCCACUUAUCAAUAACCAUAAAUAAAGUUUUGUUUUCUCAA